Daldinia childiae is the source of this 1317-nucleotide messenger RNA. Its product is annotated as Crossover junction endonuclease eme1. NCBI's taxonomy places the organism in Eukaryota, Fungi, Ascomycota, Sordariomycetes, Xylariales, Hypoxylaceae. The record is from RefSeq and is a predicted model, not a curated record. The transcript has a single exon. Gene Ontology annotation, molecular function: DNA binding; nuclease activity. Gene Ontology annotation, cellular component: nucleus; Holliday junction resolvase complex. Gene Ontology annotation, biological process: replication fork processing; double-strand break repair; resolution of meiotic recombination intermediates. Bases 1 to 1317 code for a protein of 438 amino acids.
AUGCCAGAAACUAGAGCGCCAAAGCGAGAUAGUUUGACGGACUCAGAUUCUGACUUGCCGGAAAUAAGUGAAAUCAACUUCUCAAGAUUAAGUAGACGCAGAUACAGUCUAUCACCUUCUCCGCCUCGUAAAAAGUCUAAAACCACAGGCAAGGUUCCGACGGCCAAAAAGACGGUGGGGCCGAAGAAAACUGACGAAGAAAAGGAGCAAGAAAAGAGGGAAAAAGCAAAGGCUCGGGAAGCCGAAAAGGAACGGAGACAAGCCGAAAAGGAGAAUGCAAAACAGCAGCGAGCAAUCGAAAGAGAGAAAGAGAAAGCCUUGGCUGAAGUUAACAAGCUCAAGACUGACAGGAAGGCUGCCGUACCUGAGAUGAUUGUGGAUCUCCCCAGCGCUUUGAGCGUUGGCAUUAAAACUCAGAUAGAGAAGCUACUUGGUAGUAUGGAUGUCCAAUUCGAAUACUGGGACAGCCACGACAGCAACGUCGUGAAAUGGCGGCGAAAAGUAAGCUCCACGUAUAACGAGGGGCUCGGACACUGGGAGCCGAUUCCAAUGCGCAUCAAAGCGGAAGGGCAUGUCAUGGCCAUCAUCGAAGCUGCCGAGUUCGUUAAGCUCGUUCUCGGCCCCGAAGGCCAAGAUCUCGAAGCUCACGUUCUCAAAAUGAAGACGAGCUUCCCCGGCGGUACAUUGAUCUACUUGAUAGAAGGCCUCACGCCUUGGAUGCGCAAAAACAAGAACAUCCUCAAUCGAAGGUUCGCAUCGGCGGUUCGUGCUCUCGACACUAAUAAUGUUGCGGAAUCUACUUCAUCCGGCCAGCCAUCCCGACGCCGAAAUAACGCCCAGCAAGAGUACAUCGACGAAGAUGUCAUUGAGGACGCGCUGCUCUCUCUGCAAGUCGUCCACGGAGCCUUAAUCCACCAUACGAACGUGCAGGUCGAAACAGCGCAGUGGGUCGCCGCGUUCACGCAGCACAUCAGUACAAUCCCGUACAGGAAGGCGCGGGACGCGGCCACGGACGCCGGGUUCUGCAUGGAGGUCGGACAGGUGCGGACGGGGGAUGGUGCUAAGGAUACCUACCUCCGCAUGUUGCAGGAGGUAACUCGCGUGACGGCGCCCAUCGCAUUAGGCAUCGCCGCCAAGUACGGUACCGUGAGUCAGCUUGUGUCUGGGCUGGAGAAAGACGGACCUCAUGCGCUCGAGAAUUGCCGGAAGUGCGCCAACAGAGACGGCGCUUUCUCGGAUCGCGUCAUUGGUCAGGCUAUUAGCAAGAGGGUUUACAAGAUCUUUACCAGUCAGGAUCCAGGAAGCAUGGAUGUGUAA